Messenger RNA from Prunus dulcis (almond), 1265 nucleotides. RefSeq names its product 2-Cys peroxiredoxin BAS1, chloroplastic. The record is from RefSeq and is a predicted model, not a curated record. Lineage: Eukaryota; Viridiplantae; Streptophyta; Magnoliopsida; Rosales; Rosaceae. Bases 76 to 888 code for a protein of 270 amino acids. Gene Ontology annotation, biological process: cell redox homeostasis; hydrogen peroxide catabolic process; response to oxidative stress. The transcript is spliced from 6 exons. Gene Ontology annotation, molecular function: thioredoxin peroxidase activity.
CACCUUAAGACUCUCAGCCCAUUCACACUGACUCUCGACCAGUGAGUGACUGAGUGGGUGAGCUCUCAACAAACCAUGGCUGCCUCCACCGCUCUCAUUUCCUCAACCCCAUCUAGGGCUUUCUCCUCCAAAUCCACGCCUCUCGUCGCGUCUUCCUCCAUUUCCAAGCCCACCUCCCAAACCCUAACCUUCCCCAAAUCCUUCAAUGGCCUCCGCCUACCACGCGUCGCCCACUCGGUUUCUCUCUCCCGGGGCGCUCAUUCCAGAAGGUCCUUCCUUGUCAAAGCUUCUGUGGAUGAGCUUCCUCUGGUUGGAAACGUAGCUCCUGAUUUUGAGGCUGAGGCUGUUUUCGACCAGGAAUUCAUCAAGGUCAAGCUCUCUGAAUACAUUGGGAAGAAAUAUGUGAUUCUGUUUUUCUACCCACUGGACUUCACAUUUGUUUGCCCCACAGAAAUCACUGCUUUCAGCGAUCGUCACGCUGAGUUUGAGGAACUCAACACAGAAAUCUUGGGUGUUUCAGUUGACAGUGUGUUUUCGCACCUUGCAUGGGUCCAAACAGAUAGGAAGUCAGGAGGACUUGGCGAUUUGAACUAUCCGUUGAUAUCUGAUGUCACCAAAUCAAUUUCAAAAUCCUAUGAUGUGCUGAUCCCAGAUCAGGGAAUUGCAUUGAGAGGACUUUUCAUUAUUGACAAGGAAGGUGUCAUUCAACACUCCACCAUUAACAAUCUUGCCAUUGGCCGUAGUGUGGAUGAGACUAAGAGAACGCUCCAGGCCUUGCAGUACGUUCAGGACAAUCCUGAUGAAGUUUGCCCUGCUGGUUGGAAGCCUGGGGAGAAAUCCAUGAAGCCAGACCCCAAGCUCAGCAAAGAGUACUUCUCCGCGAUAUAGUGGUAGUACACUGCGUAUCUAUGUCGGAUUCAGAUAGGGAGUUGUAAACGAGUUUUGUAUUUGUGUAAUGUCUUUUUCAGUUCUUGGUAAUUUGAGCAGCAGCCUGUCACAAUAAACCCAAUGAAUGGGACUUACCCAGAUUUUCAGAGAAUUCAAGUACCCCAGCCGUUUUAUCGUGUUAAUGUUCAUAUGAUAUGGUCCAACUGGGUCAAAAGCCUAGGAGCUUGAUGCACCAUAAUAAUGCAGUUACAAAUUACAAUGGUGUGUAGGUUUUAAGCAGGAAAGUUUAUUUGGCACCGUGGUAGCAGGCUGAGGCUAUGAUUGUAUUUUUUUCCAAGUAAAUUAUAAGAUGGAGAGAAUAAUCGUCUUUGCUCCUA